Molecule: messenger RNA, 2001 nt
Organism: Silurus meridionalis
Lineage: Eukaryota; Metazoa; Chordata; Actinopteri; Siluriformes; Siluridae
Gene: metrnlb
Product: meteorin like, glial cell differentiation regulator b
Exons: 4
Coding region: 177-1094 (305 amino acids)
Biological process (GO): energy homeostasis; positive regulation of brown fat cell differentiation
Molecular function (GO): hormone activity
Source: RefSeq, a predicted model, not a curated record
CACACACGCGUCUCGCGCUUGCUUCAGUGUACGAAAUGCAGAAGCUCCUGGCUGUGCGCGCGCUGUGCUGAACGACAUGAGCGUCUCAUUGACAGAGGAAGAGUGAACUUUUAUUCUUCCUUUUUUUUUUUUUUUUGCACGGACAGGGUUUUAUUUUCUUCCCACCGUGCACGCGGAUGAUGAGGAUGAUGAGGAUGAUGAACGCGAUCUGCGCGCUCCUGUGCUUGUGCGCGAGCGCGCUGGCGCAGUAUUCCAGCGACCAGUGCAGCUGGAGAGGAAGUGGUCUGACUCAUGAAGCUCAUGCCCGGGAUGUAGAGCAGGUCUACCUGCGUUGCUCUGAAGGUUCUCUCGAGUGGCUGUACCCCACCGGCGCCAUCAUUGUAAACCUCAGGCCCAACACGGUCCCCGAAUCGGCCACCGAGUCGCCCCUGAGCGCCUGCGUGAAGCCUCGAGCGGAUUCGCGUGGAGCCGGCGUGUACGUGGAGCGAGCAGGAGUCAUGAGAAUGCUGCUGAGCGAGGAGGAGCAGGCGGCCGGACGGGUACGCUGCUUCAGGCUGGACGAAGGUGCGCUGUUUGUCCAGGCCUCCACGCACUCAGACAUCAGCAAGAGAGUCACGGCGUUUCAGUACGAGCUGAUCCGAGGGGAGAUGGAGAUCGGCGGUGAGGCGCUUUCAACCGCAGAUCCGUGUACACCCUGCAGUAAUGAUGAGAUUCUGAUGGCUGUCUGCACCAGUGACUUCGUGGUGAGAGGCAGCCUGGCGUCGGUCGUGGAUGGCGGUGAUGGGGAUCAGCAGAGGUCCUUGUCCGUGUCCGUGAGUCGCUUGUAUCGCCAAAAGCGACGUGUUUUUGAGGGACGAGGACGCAGCCGGUGGUCGGGGCGUGUAAUUGUUCCACGGAGUUGCGCCAUUCAAGUAAAGCAGGGAUUGGAUUUGGGGGUGGGGCAAUGGGCGAAGCUCGAGGAGUUUCUGUUGACAGGAGCCGUGAGGUUCGGCGAGGCAUGGCUCCGGUGUGCGCCUCUGUACCGUGACUUUUUAGCAACUUACCAGAAGGCAGUGGAAUCAGGAAGGAACCCCUGUCACAUGGACCUGAACUGACAACACUAAUUGAUCACAUGGACUUUGUGUGCAGUUUGCUGCUUUUGCUGCCAGCAAUGAUAUGAAGUGUGUAUGGACUCCAAGCCUGAGACAGAGACUUAGUAUGUGUGUAUUAUUCUAACGUUUUCUCUGGGCAUUGUGUCUUUUGAGCUCAAUUCCUCAUAUGCGCUGUAACUGAUUUCCUUUUUAGGUACCAAAUGAAUUUAUUUUCACAAAUAUUUCAGUCAUGACCCCAUGCCAGUGUCAUGAUCAAUACUUCACCUCAUGGGGUAGAUGAACAACACCACACACACACACACACACACACACACACACACACAAACAUGAGCACCAUUUGUUCAUUGGAAUUUUAUGCAGUUCGGAAUCAAUGAUCGUGACAGUAUUUUUGUAAUAUAUUUUCUGGCCCCAGUGUUUCGGCUACAGAGUCUAGACCACCACGUAUUACCUUACCUUUAUUCAACUGUGGGACACAAGGUAAUACUUUAAUCUUAGCAUCAUCAAGCUGCCUAUGCUGGGCCCUUGAGCAAGGCCCUUAACUCUCAACUGCUCAGUUGUAUGCCACUAUGUAUAAGGGUGUCUGUUGAACAUUUACAUUUCUGGCCUUUGCAAAGUUCUCUGGGUUACUAAUUGGAAGGUCAGGGGUUCAGGCCCCAGCUGACACUUUGGCCUUGGAGAAAGCACCCUUAACCCUCUGUGCUCUAGAGGUGCUGUAGCAUGGCUGACCCCAGCUUCCUAACAUCGCUGAGAUAUGCAAGAAAGAAUUUCACCGUGUUGUAAUGUACAUGUGACAAAUAAAAAGCCUACAUUUUAAAAAUUAUUCAACUCUAUAGGACCCACAAUAGAGCCCUGAGGUACACCACUAUAUAUCUAUAGUGCUGAUCAUCAGCCACGACAACCCCCAGAAAAA